CGGAUGAUGAUGAACUCGACCUGGUUGGUGCUCCUUUGCGAUUUAUUUCAAUUGCUACACUGACUUACUUCGUACUGCUUGCAAGAACUCGCCCUGGGCAGCAGACAUCUUUGAACCACGGAAAACUCAAAGUCCCAACAAAUUCCCUCGUGUUGAGUCUUCUCCCGGCAGCGAAAAUGACAGGGUGACAAGGGCUUUGCUCAACGUAAUGGGCAAUGGAAUCUGGACUCCAGGUGGUCCCGAGCUCAAGGACCUCGCAAUCGAAUGGCAUCCUUCGCCGGCCUUGGAUAUCAUUCCCGCAGCUCCGGCUCAGGCUUCCCUACAACCGGUCCCGAUACGAGAGACUACCAGGCGCAAGGAAAAGAAGAGAUUCGCGCUCCCAAUCAUCAUCGACGGCGAAACCGAGUCCGUGGCGGUUAUGGCCUGCCCAGAUACCGGAUCCUUCGAGAGUAUCAUCCCGCUGGAGUUGGCGAAGCAGCUCGGCCUUCAAGUCAGCCCGGUGGAGGAGAGUUUUGCUCUGGCCAAUGGCAAAGUUGUCAAAUCCCUCGGAAUCGCUACUGUCCGAUGCUCGUUUGGGACCCCGGGAGUGGUGAAAGCCGAAGCAUCCAAACGCCUCAAGUUUACCGUCCAUGUUUUCGAAACCUUGGCCGUGCCCGCCAUCAUCGGCUCCUCGUUCCUAGACGAAACGGAAACGUUCACCAAGCACCGGGAUCGCCUGGUUGAACAAAGAGUGACUGCUCUGCAAUCGCUUCGCGUGUGUAGCAUUGGUAAGCCCAGAAAGGGGUUGGUCUGUCGUCUUGAUAGCUUUGUUGGCUGUGCGAAUGCGGACACGGGCUCCGAUUUGGAUCUGGUCAGCCCCAAGUUCGUGCAUCAACGAGGGCUCAAGAUCCGAGAUGACAUUUACAUGAUUCUCGAAUUUGCCGACGGCAGCACUGGACGGACCCGUGGGAGCAUCGAUGUUCGCUUCGCCAUUGGAAACGUCGACAACGAACGUGGAUUCGUGCCUCGAGGAAGCGAGUUAGACCUUGAGUUUUUUAUCCUUGAUGAUCUGACAUCGGAUAUUCUGGUCGGUCAGGAUACCCUGGAGGAGAUGCACGUCAUCAGCGAAAAUGGCGACCUAGUGAUAGACUCGGUACCGCAGCCGGGGCUGUCCGACUGCAACAUCAUUCGUCACAUUGGAAGCGUUGAGCGCACCGCCAUAUCAGCUCUCAGAACGGUCAAGAAGAUUUUCAGUCGGCAAGACACGCAUAGCCCAAGCCUCGUGGUAGAUAUCGAAAACCCCGAAGAUGACCUCAUAGCAAUGCAGCGAGAGAACGCACGUCGCGAGGCAGAAGCCACAGGGGCCGCCUACAAGUGUGAAUUUCCCGAUUGUACGGCGCCCCCGUUCCAAGCGCAGUACCUCCUCAACUCCCACGCAAAUAUACACUCAUCGGCAAGACCUCACCACUGUCCCGUGGAUGGAUGCCCCCGAGGUCAGGGCGGGAAGGGUUUCAAGAGGAAAAACGAAAUGAUCAGACACCGCCUUGUGCACGAGAUGCCAGGGUAUGUCUGCCCGUUCUGCCCGGACGGAGAACAAAAAUACCCCCGGCCUGACAAUCUGCAACGGCAUGUUAGGGUCCACCACAGCUACGACAAGGAUGACCCGUUGUUGAGAGCCGUGCUUGCAGAGAGACCAGAAGGGACGAACAGGGACCGACGAAGACGCGGGCUCUAUUCCUCGAAUGGCUCUACGUGAACGAGACAUAUAAACUUGGCGAGUCCAGCCCACCUGAGGUGAUUUGCAAAGAAGGGCACUUGGAAAUUCAUGUUAAUAGCUAUUAAGGAGAGAUGGGUAUCAAUCAAAAACGAGGGCUGUUAAACCGAAUACGACGGCACACAAUCACCGACGGCUGAAGGCUUGGUGGCCAGCUGAUCGGAGUGAUCGUUUGGUCGGAUCAGAGCUUCCCUCCCACUUCUCAGGCUGACAGCCUAUAGCGAUAGAACCAGCGUACUCCGCAGCAUAUCCUACUGAAGGCAACAUAUUGU
Messenger RNA from Chaetomium fimeti, 2025 nucleotides. RefSeq lists its product as uncharacterized. The record is from RefSeq and is a predicted model, not a curated record. Lineage: Eukaryota; Fungi; Ascomycota; Sordariomycetes; Sordariales; Chaetomiaceae. The coding region runs from base 209 to 1735 and encodes 508 amino acids. Gene Ontology annotation, molecular function: RNA polymerase II cis-regulatory region sequence-specific DNA binding; DNA-binding transcription factor activity, RNA polymerase II-specific. The transcript is spliced from 3 exons. Gene Ontology annotation, biological process: regulation of transcription by RNA polymerase II. Gene Ontology annotation, cellular component: nucleus.